AGCUGGCGAGCAGUCACAACUUAUAUUAGCCGUGGCCGCCGUCAAAAGGCAUUAACAAAGCUGCAGUCUGAGAUUGAGAGAAUGGAGAAACAACUUUCCCUAUUAAUGCAGGCCGAAGCCGUCUUAUUGGGCAAGGAAGCCGUCAACAUUCUGCAAAAUCCCCAGAGCUCAGCAAACUUGCCUACGAAGUGGGAAUUUGAGCCAGUCACAUCCCGUGACAUACUGGUGGGAGCCGAGACUACUUUGGAGGCGCUGCAGCAAAGCUUAAUGCUACCCAGUGGGUCAGGAGCUCCACCGGGCUUUCCAGAAGUCGUGUGCCUCCAUGGGAUGGGAGGUGUGGGCAAGACAACACUCGCAAAGCAAAUUCAUGAUAGUGAUGAGGUGAGAUCUCAGUUCAAUGAUAAGAUGAUGUACGUAGUUUGUGGUGAGGCACGAACUGGCCGCAAUAUGAUUGACAAGGUGUACCAGGUGUGGAUGAGAAAGAGAGGUUCUAAAUCUGCUCUAGGUCAAACACAGGUGGCUGAAGCAGAAGAAAGCAAGUGUGGACAUUUAGUGCAGGAAAUGAAGGGCGAGAGAUUUCUCAUGGUUAUUGAUGAUGUCUGGCAAAGUGACCAAAUUGAUUGGAUUCGCGAGGUUUGCCCUGAGAAUUGUAGUGUCAUCGUCACAACAAGGAACAGAGAAGUUGUGCAAAUCCCUGGGACAGAAUACUUCCUUGUCGAACCGUUGAGGGAGGGUGAAUCGUUCAGAUUGUUCUGUCAUUUUGCCUUUGGGAGGCAGGUCCCUCCCCCUGACCUUGAAGAUGUGGCGAGAAGAGUAUGCAAACAAUGUGAUGGGCUACCAUUGGCUCUUAAGGUUGUAGCUUCAAGCAUUUGUCCAAGAAACCAAGACAGCAGACUUUGGGAUCGGUGGCUCGAGUUUUUGAAAGGAGCUCACCCUGCCCAAUCUCGGCCUGGUGCAGUCGCUGACUUUGACACAAAAGUUAUAAAGACACUCCAGAGAUCCAUUGAAGCUCUUGCCGAGAUAGACUCCUCAGGCUGCGUCAUGGACAUGUUUCUGGAUCUCGCUGGCUUUCCAGAAGACGAACGAGUGUCACGUGAUUUGGUUGAAGCACAGUGGUCCAUCUAUCCUUUUGGUGGAGACUCCGGAUUGGAAACAGCUAGGGAGAGGUUGAACGCAAUGGUCAGCUUGUCCUUGGUGGAAACUCACGGUGACUCAUACGUGAGCUUACAUGAUAUGAUUCGCAAAGCGGCACUUGAUAUGAUCAACUCAGCCUCCGCACCAACUGUUGCAUUGGGAAGGAUGAGCGGUGGAGGAGGAGGAUCAGUAGAGUGCGCAGAUGGAUUCAGACAGCGACUAUUUUUGCAAGAUCAUUGCCCUUCUAUCGAAGAAGCAGCAAUUCACGAAUCCACAAGGAAAUUUAUGUCGAGUACGUCAAGUGGCUCCCCUGAAACAAACAUUCCAGAUUUGUCGUUGAAAAUGCCACACUUGGUGAGUUUCUACUGGUCCUGGCGCCGUGAGGUCUUAUUCUUUGUUGAUAAAGUUGGGCAGGAUGCACAUCUAUCACAUGAGGAAAAGUCAGUGAUGCGUGGGCGAGACUUUCUGCAGCAAGUAACUUCAAGCAGCACGCUGCAGAUCAUGACAUUACUGAACUUUCCAAAGCCAAGUGUGCUGCCACAUGACUAUUUCUUAUCCUUUCUGAACCUCCGGGUGCUGUGGGUGGAGUUCUUUGGCACAUCCUCUGAUGAAAAAUUCCCUGGCUCGAUCAGACACCUGCAACGAUUGGAGGUACUUGUAAUUGACUUCAGUUGCAAUGCUGCAGCAUUUCGGGCGGAGCUUUCCAUUAGCCCAUUAGCCAUUGCCGAACUCCACCAGUUGAGAGUGCUGAGAAUGUCUGGAGUUACAUUUCCUUUAUUAUGGAAUGAUAAUCGGGUGUUGCUGUUUCUGCUAAGCUCACCAUGUCUGCAUCUGCAGGACUUUUCCAUAAGUUUAUUCAAUAAAAUUUCCAAGCCCAUUGUCCCCUUUCCUUUUUCUGAUCACUCUUAUCCAGAUAUCCCCUCCACCAUUGGGAAUUGGACACGUCUCCGUUCCAUCAAAUUGGAGGGCUGGCGCCAGCUCAGAAGUUUGCCUGUCACGAUUGGAUUGCUAUCAUCCCUCACACGUUUGGAGAUUCUAUCCUCCCGACUUGAGUCCAUCCCUGAUAAGAUUGGUGACCUCCAAAGUCUCAUUCACCUUUCCAUCAAAUCGGCCACACUAUGGGGUGUGCCACCAGCUGUUGGACGUCUUUCACGUCUGACUUCUCUGGACCUCUCAGACUCGUUGCCAAAUUCUAAGUCCAUUCCCGAAGCUUUCUGGGGUCUGACUCAGCUGCGACAGCUAACCUUGGCAGCUUCUGUGCUUCGCUACCUGCCGGAGAAGAUAGGGAAUUUAACAGAGCUUAGGGAAUUGGAUCUGAACUCUUCUCUUUUUCAAUCCCUGCCUUCAUCAAUUGGCAAUCUAUGCAUGCUGACUCGCCUCGACCUCUCGUCGUCAAUUUCUCUCCGCGACUUGGGCAUGGGGAUUUCAGGUCUGAGCAGUUUGAGGUGCUUGAGCCUUGAAAAAUGCAUGUCCCUGACAUUCCUGUCAGACGGCAUCUGCAAACUUGGAAAUCUGACUCGCCUCAACCUUAGUGACUGUUCGAGGCUGGCUUCUUUACCUGACGACAUGGGGUCUUUGUCACAGCUGAGGGUGUUGAAUUUGCAGAAUGCCUACGAAUUGGAAUCGCUUCCUGAUUCAGUGAGCAACUUGAGUUGCUUGAUGGAGCUCAACCUGUCAUACUGCACCCAUCUUACGAGGUUGCCAACUGGCAUCUCAGACCUGAAAGAACUGAAACUGGACGAUUGUUUGCUACGAUUGUUGAGACUUCAAGAUCGUCCUGAACUUUUGCAAGGAUGGGUGGUACCUCAAGAUCUUCCAGAAUGGCUGCAAAAAAUGUCGAUGCCCAUGGAAAGCACUGAAAAAUACUCUGCGGGAACCAGUGAUCCUCACGAAUCAGAGUUUCUGGGGCUAGAGGUCUACGAUAACCGUCUUAAGGCAUACCGGUGUGCUCAGAGUUUUCGAACAUUGUGGUUAAUGGCAAGUUAUCUUUUAGAGAAAGCAAAUGCUGGUGAUGUUGUAGCCACCCUCCAUCUACUGUAUAUCUGGUCUGAACUAGGGCAUAUUAUUCCACUUCCUGAGGGUUUUAGGCGCAGGCAAGUUGCUUGGUGCAUCGACAGAAUCCCCGCUGAAGUCAGCGAACAGACACUAUUCCGGGACUUGAAGAGGAAGCAUAAGUUUCUAUGGCCCCAAGAGCGCCCCGGAGCUUUAUUACGGAGCGCGUUGCGGCGGAUGUUUAGGCACAUGGGGAGCGGUUGAUGAUCAGAUUAUGACCGCUGGUGCUGGUGGAUUACACCGAUCAUCUCUUUGGUUUGGGUGAAAUUUGCACGGAUCAUGUUGAGAUCAUGUUUUUGGGUUUGCUAGGGUGGUUUUAUUUUCUCUUUGCUGCUUUUCUUUUAUUUUACUAUUUCAUGAUGUCCUGUGGCACCGUUCCGCAGCCAAGAGGGUUGAAUUUAACGCUUCAUGUGGAUGCCUGGGUUUUAAGCAGAGAUUCAGACUGGCAGGGCAAUGCGACUAAUAUAUGCACCUCUCCACAAAUUCGUCCAGAGGCAGGCGUCAUUCCAGAGG
Chara braunii is the source of this 3699-nucleotide messenger RNA. The record is from the annotation of a GenBank genome assembly. NCBI's taxonomy places the organism in Eukaryota, Viridiplantae, Streptophyta, Charophyceae, Charales, Characeae.